Messenger RNA from Diachasma alloeum, 1426 nucleotides. Its product is annotated as aminomethyltransferase, mitochondrial. The record is from RefSeq and is a predicted model, not a curated record. Gene Ontology annotation, molecular function: protein binding; aminomethyltransferase activity. Gene Ontology annotation, biological process: glycine catabolic process. NCBI's taxonomy places the organism in Eukaryota, Metazoa, Arthropoda, Insecta, Hymenoptera, Braconidae. The transcript has 5 exons. Gene Ontology annotation, cellular component: mitochondrion. The coding region runs from base 103 to 1362 and encodes 419 amino acids.
CCUCUAUGUGAAAUCACUGCAUAUCGGGGACAUUACACCAUCGCCGAGUUUGAGAAAAAAAAUCAUUUCUCCCAGUAGAGGAUCAGCUGUGUGAGAAGCAAGAUGCUGAGAUUCAGUCAGAAGUUCUGGCAUGCGGCCAGAAUCGGCGAAGUUCUUGACGGUAAUGUGAGUUCUAUUAAUUUAGCCUGUAGUCAUUUGAAAUGCCAUCGAAAGUGCGAGUAUUCAACAGAGACGGACGCCAGGAAAACGUGUCUGUAUGACUUUCAUGUGGAGAACCAUGGAAAAGUAGUCAAUUUUGCCGGUUGGCUCCUGCCAGUACAAUACAAAGACGCUAUCGCAGUGUCCCACCAACAUACACGCACCUCCGCGUCACUAUUCGACGUCGGGCACAUGUUGCAGACGAGAGUGUGGGGAAAAGACGCGGGAGAAUUCUUGGAGAGUCUCACAACAGCUGAUCUGAAGAAUCUCAAAUCCGGCGGAGCAUCACUCACGAUAUUCACCAAUGAUAACGGUGGGAUCCUUGAUGAUCUCAUCAUCACCAAAGACGGACAGGAUCGUUAUUUCGUGGUGUCCAAUGCCGGAAGACGGAAAGAGGACAUGGAACUUCUGAACCAACGGCUGGACGAGUUCGUCAAACGAGGGAAGAAGAUCCAGCUGGAGUACCUGGACCCUCUCGACCAGGGUCUGCUGGCUCUGCAGGGGCCAAUGGCAGCGAAGGUUCUCCAGACCCUUGUGAAAAUCGAUUUAACCAAGUUGUUCUUCAUGAACUCAGUGGAGACGCAGAUCGCCAGCUGCAACGUGAGAAUCACCAGGUGUGGGUACACGGGAGAAGAUGGUUUCGAGAUUUCUGUCAGGGGAAAGGAUGCCAGGAGUUUAGCGGGGAUGAUUCUGCAGGCGGAUGAGGUGAAAUUGGCGGGAUUGGGUCCAAGGGACAGUCUAAGAUUGGAGGCAGGAUUAUGUCUGUAUGGCCACGACAUCAAUGAAGACACUACACCAAUAGAAGCUGGACUAGCCUGGCUCGUCGCCAAACGACGCAGGGCAGAAGGCAACUUCACCGGCGCCGAGCGCAUUUUGACGCAAAUCAAAGUGGGCGUCAUGAAGAAGCGAGUGGGUCUGAUGCUCGGACAAGGUCCACCAGCCCGGGAAAACGCACCGAUUCUGACCCUUGAAGGCGAGAGAGUUGGGGUUAUCACGUCAGGAGGACCAAGCCCAACCCUAGGGAAACCAAUAGCGAUGGGCUAUGUUCCUCCGGACCUCGCGCAGAACGGGGGAGGUGUCCUGGUGGAGGUGCGCGGGAAAACUUAUAAAGCUACUCUCACGAAGAUGCCGUUUGUCAAGGCCAACUACUUCACCGGAAAAUGAUGAUAUUCGCUCAGGCUUUUGUAUGAAUGUAAUAAAGUUUUUGCAGUUUCAUAUGCCUUAUUCA